AUGACUUCGCCCAUCCCCGGCAACGCCCACUCGUCCUUCCCGUCCGAUAUCGCGCCCACGUGGUCUGCGCGCAGCUCCAGACAAGGCUCCGACGCGGGCUCCCAGCCGAUUGCGAUCCUGCGCAAGAACUCCCAAACAAAAAGCUCCAUCAAAACGCUCGUUGCGUCUCCCGUGGGCCCGCCUGUCCCUUUCCAGCAGUUCUUGUUGAAGGAGGACGACAAGAAAGUCCAUAUCUUGUUGGCCUGUACUGGCAGUGUUGCCACAAUCAAGGUCCCGUUGAUUAUCGACAGGCUCUUCCAGAUCUUCGGAACUAGCAAGAUCUCGGUCCAGUUGGUCGUCACCAAGUGCGCGGGCCACUUCCUAAGGGGGUUGAAGAUACGGAAGGACGUCAAGAUCUGGAGAGACGAGGACGAGUGGGCCAAUUUCCUAGAGUGGAACUUGAACCCAGCACCCGUGCUGUCCACCGGCGAGCUCAAGAAGCAAAAGAACCCGCACGAAAGGACGAUUUUGCAUAAUGAGUUGCGUAAAUGGGCAGAUAUCAUGCUCUUGGCCCCCCUCAGCGCCAACACUCUAGCCAAAAUCGCCAACGGAAUAUCGGACAACUUGCUCACGUCCAUAGUGAGGUCCUGGGGUGUGCUACAGGGUGUUGGGGGAGUAUCUGCUCCGACAAAGCCUGUCUUAGUUGCACCCGCAAUGAACACGUUCAUGUAUACACACCCGUUGACUAGCAAGCAGUUGAAGGUCCUAGCGUCAAACGAAGAAGGGUUUGGAAUGGAAAUCUUGAAACCCGUCGAAAAGGUCUUGGUUUGUGGAGACAUCGGCAUGGGUGGCAUGAGGGAAUGGCUGGAUAUCGUGGACACUAUGAGAAAAAGAAUCAAGGCGAUUUUUGCAGAGAGACAGGCGGUGGAGGGAGUGCCUUUGUCACUUGACGAAAGGGAUGAUGAAGAUGGCGACGAAGAUGACGAAGAUAAGAAUCACGAUGAUGAUGAAGAAGAUGAUGACGACGAUGACGACGAUGAUGACGAUGACGACGAUGACGAUGAUGACGAUGACGACGACAAUGAUAAUAGUGGUGAACAGUGUGACACUGGGAGCAAAUCUCGAGACGCCGACGAUGGCGUUUUUGGCCCUGCCGACGAGGAAGAAGAGAAAGGCCCGGAUUUGCGUCAAAAGGAUUAG
This is a messenger RNA of Metschnikowia bicuspidata var. bicuspidata NRRL YB-4993, 1179 nucleotides long. Its product is annotated as phosphopantothenoylcysteine decarboxylase complex subunit. NCBI's taxonomy places the organism in Eukaryota, Fungi, Ascomycota, Pichiomycetes, Serinales, Metschnikowiaceae. Bases 1 to 1179 code for a protein of 392 amino acids. The transcript has a single exon. The record is from RefSeq and is a predicted model, not a curated record. Gene Ontology annotation, cellular component: phosphopantothenoylcysteine decarboxylase complex. Gene Ontology annotation, molecular function: FMN binding; phosphopantothenoylcysteine decarboxylase activity. Gene Ontology annotation, biological process: coenzyme A biosynthetic process.